AUGGUACUCCUUCUUCUCCUCCUCUCCAUUCUCAUCCUCCUCUUCCUACUCCUACCACACUUACUCCUCCACUUUAUCUCUUCUUCCUCUUCCUCCUCUUCCUCCUCCACUUCAUCCUCCUCCUUCUCUUAUUCCUUCUACUCCUUCUCCUGCUUCUGCUCAUCUUCUUCCUCCACUUACUUUUCCUCUUGCUCUUCCUUCUCCUCCUCCUCCUUCUCCUUCUCCUUCUCCUUCUCCUUAUUCUCCUCCUCUUCCUUCUCCUCCUCCUUCUCCUCUUCAUUCUCCUCCUCUUCCUUCUUCCCCUUCUUCUCUUCAUUCUCCUCUUCCUUCUUCCCCUUCUUCUCUUCAUUCUCCUUUUCCUCUUCCUUCUCCUCCAACCCCUUUUUAUCCUUUACUUACUUCUCCUCCUCCUCUUUCUUCUUCUCCUCCUCCUUCUCCUCAUGUUCCUCCUCCUCCUCCUUCUCUUCCUUUUUCUUCCUCCUCCUUUUUUUCCUUCUCUUUCUCUCCUUCAUUCUCCUCCUCUUCCUUCUUCUCCUCCUCCUCUUCCUUCUCGCUCCUUCUCGUCCUCCUCUUCCUACUUCUCCUCCUCUUUCUCCUUCUCCUCCUUCUCUUUCUUCUCUUCCUCCUCCUUCUCCUUCUCCUCUUUAUUCUCCUCCUCUUCCUUCUUCUCCUUCUCCUCUUCAUUCUCCUCCUCCUCUUCCUUUUCCUCUUCCUCCUCCUCUUCCCCCUCCUUCUACCACUCUUCCUCCUCCACUUCCUUCUUCUUGUCCUCCUCCACCUCCUUCUCCUCUUCCUCCUUCUUUUCUUCCUUUUCUUUUUCUUACUUUUUGUCCUCGUCAUCCUUUUCCUCCUCCUCUUCCAUCUUCUCCACCUCCUCCUUCUCCUCCUUUUUCUUUUCCUCCUAUUCUUCUUUCUCCUUCUCCUCUUCCUCCUCCUUUUCUUCUUCCUUCUCCUUCUUCUCUUCCUUCUUGCUUCUCCUUUUUCUCUUCUUACUCCUCUUUCUUCUCCUCUUCCUCUUCCUUCUCCUCCUCCUCUUCCUUCUCCUCCUCCUCUUCCUCCUACUUUUCCUCUUCCUUCUUGCUUCUCCUCUUUCUCCUCUUACUCCUCUUUCUUCUUCUCUUCCUCUACCUUUUCCUCCUCCUCCUUCUUCUUCCACCGCUCUCUCCACUCGCCUCAACUCUCAGACUCGACUCAACCUGCUACCCACUCAGCGGCCAUUGCCCAUCUCCGUCGGCCAGUGCUAGACGCCUCACCGGCGCGUCCGGCCUCGUUUCCUCGGUCGACUCGAUCGUGGCGCUACCCACCAACCGGCCUUCCACUUCCCUCCUCCUCCCCACCGAGGCCCACCGACAACCGAGCUUGAGUCCCGCCGACCUGCUCGCAUCCACCGGUCUCCCACCCUUCCCAUCCCUCCCACCUCUCCCACCCCUUCUCCCACCAGCACUCGAGACCACCUGUCCGACCGCACUCUCCUCCGACUCGCUCCCUUCACUUUUGACCUGUCCAGUCGCCGGGGGACUCGACUCCACCACCGGUCUCGGACAGACUCCGGCCACCAGCGGCCUCCUCAUGACGCCCGGCUUCCCCAGCGCCUCGGCCCUUCUCCUCCUCACCGGAAACCAGUAUCAACAUCAGCAUCAGCAUCAACAUCAGCAUCAACAUCAACAUCAACAUCAAUAUCAACAACACCUACAGCGUCAUACACACCCACAGCCGCAUCACCACCAACAACACCUCGCGCCAGCCACAAGUCCACACACUCAGUCGCACAUGCAGGCCCCCAGUUAUGCAGACCACCCUAUGCUGGAGCAUACACAUACACACCUUCCCGCUCACAUACAAACACCUGCACAGGUAUUUACACACACAAAUGCACAAAUGCACAUACAUGCACACACCGCACACUCACAGACACAAAUGCAUACAAUGACACAACAACAACAACAACAACCCCAACCACAUCCAAACCCAUAUCCGCAUUCACAUUCACACUCAAACGCACAAGCGCACACAAACACACAGGCACAUGCACAUGCGUUGGCACACUCACAUGGUCUAGCACAGGCCUAUUCGCCCAUCAACAGUCUCGGCCUCGACACCGUCUACUCCUCAGGCCCGAGCUCGCCGCCCGGCGCCAGUCUGGACGGCAAACUGAAAAAAGCCCGACACAGGUGA
This is a messenger RNA of Protopolystoma xenopodis, 2175 nucleotides long. NCBI's taxonomy places the organism in Eukaryota, Metazoa, Platyhelminthes, Monogenea, Polystomatidea, Polystomatidae. The record is from the annotation of a GenBank genome assembly.